UAUGGGGCCUCCCCCGCCAAGGCGUAACUUGGCGGGAUGGCAUACCUGCCAUCCCAAUUUUGGCUGUGGGUUCAGUGGAAAUGUACAUGGGCAAGCAGAACACAGUCCUUAACCACUGAGCCCCGAUAUAUCAUGGAACUUGGAAAACGGUAGAAGGGUGAUUCAGGGAGCUGGAUUUAUGCUUACAAUUAGCUAACAGUUAGCCUCUCACAGCUUUUGCUAAUAACAGACAGAAUGGGGCAUCCAACUGCUGUGUUAAUGUUUGUUUUCCAAAAUGAGUAAUGCUAACCUUGAAGUAGCCUAUCUGACUGGGAAACCAAAUUUAUCAAAAUAACAUUACAAACAAACGAGGAAUACGAAAUCACCAUGAUGUUGCGAAGUUGUAUCAAGUUCAGAUGCUUGACUGGUCCACUGCAUGCUAUCCAUGACAAACAUCCCAACAAUAUUGUUUUUUGCCAUCCACUAGCAAACGUCACAUAGUCAAAAAUGUCAUCUGGACAUCCUCAAUACUUGCAAACAUCCAUUCAAAAUGUACAAAAGGACUACACUCCCCUCCCUAUUGAGCCCACCAAACUGGACAAACAAGAGCUGAUCUUACAGUGCACAGCAGGAGAGAUAAAUACAGGAAUGGAGGUUCCCAAAAACUACAUAGCCAGUCCUUGUAACCUGUGUAGGUGGCCCUAAUGCCUAGUCCAUACUACACAAUUUUAGCCAGGAUUGUGUAGUUGCAGACUAAAUUUCAAGGUCUUAAGAGAAUCUAAAAAAAAAUCCCAAGACUUUGCUUGAUCGGUGGCGCACCCAUGACCAAAGGUCUUCCAAUGUGACAUAGUCAGAGACUCACCUGAUCCAGUCAUAAGCCCGUCUGCAAGUCUUGAGAGAAUAUGAAACUGGUUUGACUUUAUCUUAUGUCUUUAGGCAUGGUUUGUGUUGUGUGUGACACACAAACACUCGUAUUUCCACGUGGAACCGUCAAAAGCCAAUGAGCCUUAUAGCAUAUGGCCUAUAGUUAUUCGGUUAUAUAGUGCAGUGGUUCUCAAAGUGGGGUCCGUGAACUAUAGCCAGGGGGUCCGCGAAAUAAUUUGCUAUACAUUUUUUAAAUUGUGCUGUAUCAUUAAAAAGUGCAUAUAUACAGAUGGGGAUCAUUUGCGCCAAGCUGUGAAAUAAAACAAGCAUAUUGUGUCCAUUAAGUUACUCCCACGUUUGCUUUGGGCUAACAGAAACUCUGAUGUGAUUGUGACACAUCACGUCAAUCUGUCAUGAAUCACUCACUUCACUCAGGGCGAAACGAACCUUUCCUGCUGCUGCUUAGCUUGGCUUAUUAGCCAGCUAGCUAGCUGGCGAGCAUGGAGAAAUAUUUGAGUCAGUCCACAUCGCUAAGCCCAAACUAGCUAAAUUGAGAAAAUAUGACGACAGUUAUAUCAAGUUUGGUUUUACUGAGAACAGAAACGGGAGACCAAAAUGCGUCAUGUGUCUUCAGGUGCUAGCGAACGAAGCCAUGAUGCCAGCCAAGCUAAAGCGACAUCUGAUUACAAAGCACCUGGAAUAUCAGGGCAAAACACAAGAAUUUUUCUGUCAAAAGAGCAAGGAAUACACCCGCCAGAAAACACGGAUGGUGAACCUGGUCACAACUUCAGAGAGAGCACAGAAGGCUUCUUAUUUGGUGGCUCAACGGAUUGCUAAAAGUAAGAAGCCACACACAAUUGGAGAAGAACUCAUACUUCCAGCGGCGGUUGAAAUGUGUGAAGUUAUGCUUGGGACAGAGGCAGCUAAUAAACUGAAAGCUGUACCUCUCUCAAAUGACACCGGGAGGAGGAGAAUUGAAGAACUCUCGGUUGACAUUCAGUCACAGCUACUGGAUAGAUUGCGUUCCUGUGAGCAAUUUUCUAUUCAGUUGGACAAAUCAACAGACAUUGCCAGUGCGGCUCAGUUGAUUGUUUUGGUUCGCUAUCCAUGGGAAGGGAACAUUUUGGAGGGCUUUCUGUUCUGCAAGGAGGUGCCUGGGAGGACAAUGGGUGAGGAAAUAUUCAGACUCCUGGAUGCUUUCAUGACUGAAGCGGGACUCAGCUGGGAAAAAUGCGUGGCCGUUUGUAUGGAUGGUGCGGCAAUGACGGGCCGAAAGAGUGGGGUUAUUGCGCGGAUAAAGGCUGUCAACCCGAAGGUUAUGGCUAUGCACUGUAUGCAGCAUCAGCAGGCACUCGCAUCCAAAGGUAUGGAACCAGACAUUCACUUUGUUUUGAACACAGUUGUGACUACAGUUCAUUUUGUGAAGUCAAGGGCACUGCAGUCACAUUUGUUUGGACAACUUUGUAGGGAGAUGGGUGCUGGGCAUGACGCACUGCUAUAUCACUCUGAAGUGCGAUGGCUCUCUCGUGGUAAAGUUUUGCAGUGAGAUGUCAGAGUUUAUGAGAGACAAACCCGACAUCACAGAGUUUUUUCCGACCCGGUGUGUGUAGCCAAAUUGGCCUAUCCUGCCGACGUAUUCAACUAGCUCAACAGCCUCAACCUCUUUAUCCAAGGAGGCUAUGCUAUCUAUCCUUGAAGUCAGCGACCAAAUCACCGCGUUCAUGAAGAAAACAGAACUAUGGAGAAGAAGGAUGCAAGACAGAGUUUCUCCACACAAACAACCUGUCUGUGGCUAUAGUGAGAGAUGUAGCCACCUCUCACCUCACUGCACUGAGCGAGCACUUCAGCUCAUACUUCUCCGAUGUGAAUACUGAUGCCUGGGACUGGGUGUGGGAUCCCUUUGCCCCAGCUGCAACAACAAGUGACCUUACUGGUAAGGCAGAAGAGGAGCUGUUGGACUUAUCCUGUGAUAGGACAUUGAAGGCCUGAUUCCAGCAGGUGCCUCAUGCAGAAUUUUGGCCCUCACUCUCACAUGAGUAUCCUGAACUCACUGCCGAAGCCAUGUGCUUACCUCUGUGAGUCAUCAUUCUCCACUUUGACUGCAAUGAAGACUAAGUACAGGACUCGUUUGCAUGUGGAGAGCGAUUUUAGAGUCUGCCUGUCACCUAUCACUCCAAGAAUCGAGAAACUGUGUAGUGAGAGACAGGCUCACCCAUCUCAUUAAUUUAGGUCUGAAGUGUUUAGGUUGAAAAGUUUUAGAAAUAGUUCCAAUGGCAUCUGUGGUGGAGUGGGCGUGGUUUGAGCGUCGGCUGCAGAGAGAGAGAGAGUGAGAGGAGCGGCUCUCGGACCCUUCGUCACAA
This is a messenger RNA of Anguilla anguilla (European eel), 3203 nucleotides long. Its product is annotated as zinc finger BED domain-containing protein 5-like. The coding region runs from base 1466 to 2389 and encodes 307 amino acids. Lineage: Eukaryota; Metazoa; Chordata; Actinopteri; Anguilliformes; Anguillidae. The transcript is spliced from 2 exons. The record is from RefSeq and is a predicted model, not a curated record.